Brassica oleracea var. oleracea is the source of this 935-nucleotide messenger RNA. Its product is annotated as 40S ribosomal protein S8-1. Gene Ontology annotation, biological process: translation; maturation of SSU-rRNA from tricistronic rRNA transcript (SSU-rRNA, 5.8S rRNA, LSU-rRNA). The record is from RefSeq and is a predicted model, not a curated record. NCBI's taxonomy places the organism in Eukaryota, Viridiplantae, Streptophyta, Magnoliopsida, Brassicales, Brassicaceae. The coding region runs from base 72 to 752 and encodes 226 amino acids. The transcript has 5 exons. Gene Ontology annotation, molecular function: structural constituent of ribosome. Gene Ontology annotation, cellular component: cytosolic small ribosomal subunit; ribosome.
AAUCAAUUCUGCAAACCUCAGUACACCCUCCGCAGUUUUUUUUGUCUACAGAGAAAACCUAAGUUGCAACCAUGGGUAUUUCUCGUGACUCCAUCCACAAGAGGCGUGCCACUGGAGGCAAGCAGAAGCAAUGGAGGAAGAAGCGAAAGUACGAGAUGGGAAGACAGCCAGCUAACACCAAGCUGUCCAGCAACAAGACGGUCAGAAGAAUCCGUGUCCGUGGAGGCAACGUCAAGUGGCGUGCAUUGAGACUCGAUACCGGUAACUACUCGUGGGGAAGUGAAGCUGUUACCCGCAAGACCAGAGUCCUUGACGUGGUCUACAAUGCCUCCAACAACGAGCUUGUCCGUACCAAGACACUUGUUAAGAGCGCCAUUGUUCAGGUCGACGCUGCUCCUUUCAAGCAGUGGUACUUGCAGCACUACGGUGUUGAGGUUGGUCGCAAGAAGAAGAAUGCUGCUGCUUCUGCCGCCAAGAAGGAAGGAGAGGAUGGCGAAGAUGCUGCUCCAGCUGCUGCUGCACCUGAGGAGGUGAAGAAGAGCAACCAUGUGCAGAGGAAGAUUGAGAGCCGUCAAGAAGGUCGCACUCUUGAUUCCCACAUUGAGGACCAGUUUGCAAGUGGACGGUUGUUGGCCUGCAUCUCCUCAAGGCCCGGCCAAUGUGGUCGUGCUGAUGGAUACAUUCUUGAAGGCAAAGAGCUUGAGUUCUACCAGAAGAAAAUUCAGAAGAAGAAGGGCAAGGGUGCCGCUUAAAGCUCGUUGUCUGCUUGAAAGCUUUAUGUUUUUUUCAUGAAACAUGUUUGAGUUUUCAGUUUAGUGUCUGAGAAGCCUAUGUUUUGGAUUUAGCUUUGCUAUAUGGUAUUUCAUAAACUCCCGUCGUUACAAUGUGAUUUGUCUCGUAAUUUUUGUUUAAUUUAAAAACGUCUUUGAUGAAAA